Molecule: messenger RNA, 4398 nt
Organism: Penicillium maclennaniae
Lineage: Eukaryota; Fungi; Ascomycota; Eurotiomycetes; Eurotiales; Aspergillaceae
Product: putative ABC transporter
Exons: 4
Coding region: 1-4398 (1465 amino acids)
Biological process (GO): transmembrane transport
Cellular component (GO): membrane
Molecular function (GO): ATP binding; ATP hydrolysis activity; ABC-type transporter activity
Source: RefSeq, a predicted model, not a curated record
AUGUUGUCACUACCGACCGCCGAUGAGAAAUCGGCAAUGAGAGAUAGUGUCGACUCCGAGGUCAAUUCUCUGCAGUCGCGUAGCUACGAGCAAUAUGAGGGGAUCACCACGUCCAAUACCCAAGGCGGGAUAUCUAUGCGGUCUGGAGUCGAUGUCGAAAAAGCCGAGGAGGACUUCUCCGACCUGAACAAGCAAUUUUCCAACAUCUCGCACCAAGCACGCCGGUUGUCAAGACAUGCUUCGCGAGCCUCAAAGCCUGCGGCCAACAACGAGGAUGAGACGGCUCUGCGCGGUAAUCGAGCUGCCGAGGAAGAGGCUGGCAUUAAAGAUAAACAAAUUGGUGUCAUCUGGAACAACCUCACGGUCCGUGGAAUGGGCGGUAUGAAGACCUUCAUCAAGACCUUCCCAGACGCAAUAAUCGACUUCUUCAACGUCCCAGAGACGCUCAUGCACAUGUUUGGCUACGGGAAAAAGGGAACCGAGUUUAAAAUCCUGGAAGGGUUCCGCGGUCUCACACGACCUAGUGAAAUGGUGCUGGUCCUAGGAAGACCAGGAUCUGGAUGUACUUCUUUUCUCAAAGUGAUCGCAAACCAACGCUUCGGCUUCACUGGCGUUGAUGGAGAGGUCCUGUACGGUCCUUUUGAAUCCGAGACAUUUGCCAAGAGAUUCCGUGGUGAAGCCGUAUAUAACCAGGAAGAUGAUAUUCAUCAGGCGACUCUCACAGUGGAACAGACACUUGGAUUUGCACUGGAUACAAAGACUCCUGGCAAGCGUCCCUAUGGCGUAUCAAAGGCUGAAUUCAAGGAGAAAGUGAUCAAAAUGCUCCUUCGAAUGUUCAACAUCGAGCAUACUGCCAAGACUGUCAUUGGCAAUCAAUUCAUUCGCGGUGUUAGUGGUGGAGAGAAGAGACGUGUCAGUAUCGCGGAGAUGAUGAUUACUUCAGGAACUGUGUUGGCGUGGGACAACAGCACACGCGGCCUCGAUGCCUCGACUGCUCUCGACUUCGCCAAGUCCCUUCGAAUCAUGACCAACAUUUACAAAACCACGACUUUUGUGUCUCUCUAUCAGGCCUCGGAAAAUAUCUACAAACAGUUUGAUAAAGUGCUUCUCAUAGACAGCGGUCGUCAAGUCUUCUUCGGCCCUUCGACUGAGGCUCGAGCCUACUUUGAAGGCCUUGGAUACCGAGAGAAACCUCGGCAAACCACCCCAGACUACCUCACCGGCUGCACAGACCCGUUUGAGAGGGAAUUCCGGGAUGGGAGGGAUGCUGAGAAUGUUCCCUCCACACCAGAAGCACUCGUGCAAGCCUUCGAGCAAUCGGCCCUCAGCAAAAGACUCGACGAGGAAAUGCAAACGUACAGAGCCGAGGUUCAGCAGCAAAAGCAGAUCUACGAUGACUUUGAGAUUGCGAACCGGGAGGCCAAGCGAAAGUUCACACCCAAGUCUUCGGUGUACUCCAUUCCUUUCCACCUGCAGAUUUGGGCAUUAAUGCAACGGCAGUUCUUACUCAAAUGGCAAGACAAAUUCGCUCUAACAGUCUCAUGGAUGACUUCGACAGGCAUCGCCAUUAUCCUAGGUACCGUGUGGCUCAAUCAACCAAAGACGAGUGCCGGUGCGUUCACUAGAGGUGGUCUUCUAUUUAUUAGCAUGCUAUUUAAUGGCUUCCAAGCCUUUUCUGAGCUCGCUUCUACGAUGAUGGGUCGUGCGAUUGUCAACAAGCACCGAUCAUUUACGUUUUACCGGCCUAGUGCGCUGUUCAUUGCCCAGAUUCUCGUCGACACCACCUUUGCGAUGGCAAAAAUUCUUAUCUUCAGCAUCAUCGUUUAUUUCAUGUGUGGCCUAGCCCUUGACGCCGGUGCAUUCUUCAUCUUUGUCUUGAUCAUUCUCACAGGCUACGUAUGCAUGACUGUCAUCUUCCGCUCGCUCGGAUGUGUCAGUCCCGACUUUGACUACGCGAUGAAAUUCGCCGCUGUGAUCAUUACUCUUUUUGUCAUCACAUCCGGAUACCUCAUUCAAUGGAGUGGUGCACAGGUUUGGCUGAGAUGGAUCUAUUACAUCAAUCCAUUUGGUCUUGGCUUUGCUUCGCUAAUGGUCAACGAGUUCAGUCGACUCACAAUGACAUGCGUUUCCACUUCCCUAGUGCCAAAUGGUCCAGGCUAUGACGAUAUUGCUCAUCAAGCUUGCACACUUGCUGGCGGCGAAGCUGGGUCAGACGUCAUCCCCGGCCUCAGCUAUGUGGAAAAGACUUUCAGCUAUUAUUACGGUGAUUUAUGGCGCAAUUUUGGUAUCAUGCUAGCUCUGAUUGCUGGAUUCCUCGGUACAAAUCUCUACUUUGGAGAAACGAUCCAGUUCGGCGCCGGUGGCAAGACAAUCACAUUCUACCAGAAGGAGAACAAGGAGCGCAAGAAGCUCAACAAGGCCUUAGAGAUGAAGAGGGCCAAUCGCCAGUCAAAAAAUGUGGCGGCAGGCUCUGAUCUCAAGAUCACCUCAACGUCAGUCUUCACCUGGGAAAACGUCUGCUACGAGGUCCCGGUCGCUUCGGGCAAACGACAGCUGCUAAAUUCCGUUUACGGCUACGUCCAACCAGGGAAAUUGACGGCCUUGAUGGGGGCAUCUGGUGCAGGUAAAACCACAUUGUUGGAUGUUUUGGCGUCAAGGAAGAAUAUUGGCGUAGUUAGUGGUGAAAUCCUCGUUGAUGGGAAGGCUCCUGGUACUUCAUUCCAACGAGGUACGUCUUACGCUGAACAACAGGAUACCCAUGAAGCCAUGCAGACUGUUCGUGAGGCACUGCGAUUUUCUGCAGACCUUCGUCAACCAUUUGAGACGCCGCAAUCUGAAAAGUACGAAUACGUUGAAGAGAUUAUCAGCCUCCUUGAACUCGAGAAUCUUGCCGAUGCGAUCAUUGGAACACCGGAGACUGGCCUUUCGGUUGAAGAGAGAAAGAGAGUCACGAUCGGUGUUGAGUUGGCCGCCAAACCAGAGCUUUUACUGUUCUUGGAUGAACCUACCUCUGGACUGGACAGUCAGUCUGCUUUCAAUAUUGUUCGGUUUUUAAAGAAACUUGCAGCGGCAGGCCAGGCCAUUCUUUGCACAAUCCACCAGCCCAACUCCGCUCUUUUCACAUCCUUUGAUCGACUACUUCUUCUCCAGAGAGGCGGAGAAUGCAUCUAUUUUGGUGAUAUUGGUCUGGACUCACACAUCCUGCAAGAUUACUUCCGCCGUAAUGGUGCCGACUGUCCGCCAGAAGCCAAUCCAGCUGAGUGGAUGCUGGAUGCCAUUGGCGCUGGACAGACACGCCGGAUCGGUGAUAGAGACUGGGGAGAAAUUUGGCGUACAUCUCCAGAGCUAGAGAUGUUGAAGGAAGAAAUCGUCUCCAUCAAGGAGUCCCGCAUACAAAUUGUCCGUCGGAACUCAGAUCCAAACUUGAGAAUGGUUGAGAAAGAGUAUGCGUCGCCCCUGUGGCAUCAGAUCAAGGUCGUGGGCCGACGAACUCAUUUGGCAUUCUGGCGGUCUCGUAAUUACGGAUUCACUAGACUUUUCACGCACGUCGUGAUUGCCCUUCUCAGUGGUCUUGCAUAUCUGCAGCUCGACGACUCUCGCUCUUCGCUGCAGUAUCGUAUUUUUGUCAUUUUCAACGUGACCGUCCUGCCCGCGAUCAUCUUGCAGCAAGUGGAGCCUCGAUACGAUCUAUCCAGAUUGAUUUUCUACCGCGAAUCUGCUUCUAAGACAUACAGUCAAUCUGCAUUUGCCAUUUCUAUGGUCUCUGCAGAGCUACCAUACAGCAUUCUCUGCGCUGUCUGCUUCUUCCUACCGCUCUAUUACAUUCCCGGCUUCCAAAGCGAGAGCAGCAGAGCCGGUUACCAGUUCCUCAUGGUCCUCAUCACAGAGCUGUUUGCCGUAACUCUCGGCCAAAUGAUCUCAGCUCUUACUCCCAAUAGCUUCAUCGCGUCCCAGUUUAACCCGCCGAUCGUCAUUAUCUUCUCCUUGUUCUGUGGUGUUUCAAUCCCAAAGCCCCAGAUGCCGAAGUUUUGGCGAUCCUGGCUCUAUCAACUUGACCCUCUCACCCGCCUGGUCGGUGGCAUGGUCGUGACGGAGCUUCAUGGGCGGAAUGUGACAUGCACCAGUUCUGAAUACAAUCACUUCCAGGCACCGGCCAACGAAACUUGUGGUGACUACAUGCAGCCUUUCUUUGAGCGCGGUGGUGCAGGGUAUCUCUUGGAUAAUGCGACCCAAGCGUGCGAGUACUGUGCCUAUAAGGUCGGAGAUCAAUUUUAUUCGACGUUUGGCAUGGACUUCGACCACCGCUGGCGCGACUUGGGUAUUUUCAUCGCUUUUAUUGGGUCUAAUUUGAUUAUUCUCUUCCUAGCGUCGCGAUUCCUCAACUUCAAUAGAAGAUAG